Molecule: messenger RNA, 2226 nt
Organism: Silurus meridionalis
Lineage: Eukaryota; Metazoa; Chordata; Actinopteri; Siluriformes; Siluridae
Gene: map6a
Product: microtubule-associated protein 6a
Exons: 5
Coding region: 335-1630 (431 amino acids)
Biological process (GO): regulation of microtubule cytoskeleton organization; microtubule cytoskeleton organization; cytoskeleton-dependent intracellular transport
Cellular component (GO): Golgi-associated vesicle; cis-Golgi network; microtubule
Molecular function (GO): calmodulin binding; microtubule binding
Source: RefSeq, a predicted model, not a curated record
GGCUCGGCUCAGCAGCACUGGUUAUUGUGGAUAUGCGCGAGCGCAGCAGGACGCUGAUGCGUUCAACAAAAAAUACAGAAAACACCUCGGUUUCUUCUUCAUCGUCACCUUUACCAUCAUCAUCAUCAUCAUCAUCAUCAUCAUUAGUGCAGCGAUGAUUUAGAAAUAAUAGUUGUUUUUUUUUUAGCAAGAUCAUUAAUAUCUUGUGUUCUGCUGCUGUAAGGGAGGUCGAGACGCACGAGAUAACGGAUUUCCGCCUCCUGAAUCGGACGGAUCGGACAGAUUGGACACGCCUGAUCGGACCUGCGGAUUAAGAUAUAACUGUGAUUAAGAGAUGGCGUGGCCGUGUAUCACCCGCGCGUGCUGCAUGGCCCGGUUCUGGUCCCAGCUGGACAAGGCCGACAUCUCGGUGCCGCUGGUCUUUACGAGCUACUCGGAAGCGUGCGACUCGCUCCAGCCGCGCGCACAGCCUGUGGUCGCCGUUAAAGCGCAGCCUAGCGGUGACGGGAGCGCGCAGGAGGUCUCCCCCAAAGGCCCCGGCGCGCCCGCGACGGCCGCGUCCAGCGAGAGCGCGCACGGCUCUGUGAUGCGCCAGGACUUCAAAGCGUGGAAAGUGCGCCGCGAGCCGAGCUGCAAGCCCAAGCGCGAGUACCACGAACCGGAAGUACCACUGGCCACCGAGACGCAGUACCAGAAGGACUUUAAACCGUGGCCGCUACCGCGCAGGGACCACCCGUGGAUCCCCAAAGCCAGCCGCACGGAGCAGGACGGGGGCGUGGAGAAGGGCCAGAUCGCAGACAGGGUUCAGGAGAAGGAGAUCCUGAAGAUGAGUCAGGCCAAGAAGAUGGAGGACCACACUGACAAGGGCCCAGAGCCCAAGAGCGACACGCAGCAGCUCGAAGGACGAGCCGCCGCAGACGCGCUCAACCGGCAGAUCAAAGACGAGGUCGGCACCGGAAGUUCCUACAGGACGGAGUUUAAAGCGUACACGGACGUGAAACCAACCAAACUCAUCCGCGCCAGAUCUCAGUACCAGCCCCCGGACGAGAAGAGGGACCUGGAGACGAGCUACAGCGCCACCUACAGGGGAGAGCAGGGCAAGCUGCAGGCAGAUAACAAGGCAGGGGAGAGGAGGAGAGUGCGAACGCUCUACAGCGAACCCUGCUUCGAGCCACAUAAAGGGGAUAGACCGGGUGUCCUGCACUCCAAGUCGAAAAAGACGGCGUCCUCCUCGUCCUCUCAGGGUAAAGCGGUGAAGAAGUCAAAGGAGAAGCAGGGGGCAUCGGGGUUGGGGUCAGGGCGUGGCUCCAAGAAGAAGAGCUCCGAGAACCAGCGGCCGAGCGGCAAGGAGAAAAGUAAAGAGAUGAACAACAAACUGGCUGAGGCGAAAGAGCUGGUGUUGAAACAGCAGCACUACAUUCAGCUCUGUCAGCCAAUCCGAGAUAUCGGGUGGGUGCAGACGCUAAAGCAACACCUGUGGCGCUGCGCUCUACCUGACCCCAGUGAAUUAGAAUCUCCGUUUGGACGAGUCAGUGAUUUUUAUUCUUCUGGGACGUCUGGAGCAGAACAGGAGCCACAGGAAACUCGGAGCAAAGCUGUAGUUCGCUUCGCCCCUGACGUUAAAUACUGACAGACAGACAAACAGACAGACAAACAGAAACAUGUAAUACCCACUAUUUAGCAAUGUUUUAAAUUUAUGGCAAUAUAUCUAUACUUUUUAUUUAAAAAAGCUCUCUGAUUUAUUUUGAUGAUCAAUAUUUACACACACACACACACACACACACACACACACACACACACACACACACACACACCCUUCACUUGCUUCUCGUCGACACACUUUUCUCCCACUGGACGUUAUCCCUCAGCUGAUUAGGAUGUGUAAGAGGAGUGAGAUGUAUACAGAGAGAAACUGAAGCACAUGUUAUGAAUAUUACUGUACUGUAUGUAUAUAAUCUGUAAUAAACCUGAUUCUGAUGUAGUAUAUUAUAAUUCUCACUCCACAGCUUCCAUGUAAAACACUUUCCUUCCAGCGCAGACUGUUCUCGCAAUGGUGCUAAGAGUUUUCAGUCCACCGCGUCCAUGCUCGAGUGUAGUAUCACAGAGAGAGAGAGAGAGAGAGAGAGAGAGAGAGAGAGAGAGAUGCCAUGAACACCAUGAAGUGCUUCCUUACUGUACAUCAUCACUGUAUUAAAAUUCAUCCUGUGAAUAAAGGCAGUGAAAUGA